Messenger RNA from Mytilinidion resinicola, 1341 nucleotides. RefSeq names its product histidinol dehydrogenase. The record is from RefSeq and is a predicted model, not a curated record. The transcript is spliced from 4 exons. Gene Ontology annotation, cellular component: cytoplasm. Bases 1 to 1341 code for a protein of 446 amino acids. Gene Ontology annotation, molecular function: metal ion binding; histidinol dehydrogenase activity; NAD binding. Gene Ontology annotation, biological process: L-histidine biosynthetic process. Lineage: Eukaryota; Fungi; Ascomycota; Dothideomycetes; Mytilinidiales; Mytilinidiaceae.
AUGGGCCACAAAUUCCUCAAGAGCGGUUCAACAACCGAGACGGCGAAUACACCCAGAGUCGACGUCAGCGCCAUUGUCAAGGGUGUAAUCGACGAAAUCCGGUUGACUGGAGAUGACGCCGUUCGCAAAUACUCUGACAAAUAUGAUAAAUGGGCACCUCAAUCUUUCAAGCUCACCCAGGAAGAGAUUUUGGCUGCGAUAGCCGCGUGCCCGAAUCAGACGAUAGACGAUAUUAAGCAAGUGCAGGCAAACGUCAAAGCCUUUGCAGCUGCACAACGAAAUUCGAUCAGAGACUUCGAGCUGGAAAUUCGCCCCGGCGUCUUCCUUGGCCAGAAAAAUGUUCCAAUCGACUGCGUUGGCGCCUACAUCCCGGGCGGACGGUACCCACUACUUGCUUCGGCCCACAUGACCAUUCUCACCGCAAAGGUUGCUGGUGUUCGACAUGUUGUAGGAUGCACGCCGCCUAUCGCUGGCAAGAUCCCCAACGCAACCGUGGCCGCAAUGCAUCUAGCAGGCGCCGACGAAAUCUUCAUUCUAGGGGGCGUCCAAGCUGUAGUAGCUAUGGCAGUUGGCACCCAAACAAUCCGCAAAGUUGAUUUCAUCGCAGGUCCCGGCAACGCUUUCGUGGCCGAGGGCAAAAGACAGCUUUUUGGCGAGAUCGGAAUUGAUUUGUUUGCUGGGCCUACAGAGAUCCUCCUGGUGGCGGACGAAACCGCGGAUCCAUUCACCAUCGCCACGGACAUACUUUCACAGGCAGAGCAUGGUCCGGACUCUCCAGCGGUUAUCAUCACGACGUCCGAGGUGGUAGGGCAGAAAUCAAUCGAGAUCAUUGACGAGCUUUUGAAGAACCUUUCCACUGGUUCUAUUGCUGGAGUCUCUUGGGAUGCGUUUGGUGAAGUCAUAGUGGUUGACAGCCUGGCCGAAGCUUGGAAGUUGGCGGAUGAGUACGCCAGUGAGCACGUACAGGUGUUUACAAAGCGGCCUCGAGAUGCAUUAGAAAACAUGUCCGCCUAUGGAGCGCUAUUUCUGGGAGAGAAAACAUGUGUUUCCUAUGGAGACAAGGUCAUUGGGACAAAUCACGUCCUUCCCACGAGGAAGGCAGCGAGGUACACGGGUGGACUCUGGGUUGGCAAGUUCCUGCGAACAGUGACUUAUCAAGAGGUCAAGAGCAGCGAAGCAAGCGGGGAGCUUGGUAGACUAUGCGGUCGUGCUGCUCGAGCAGAGAACUUUGAAGGCCACGCGCGUUCAGGAGACUUGCGGGCGCAGAAAUAUCUUAGCGACAAGGUGGCCUGGAUUCAAGAUUAUCAGGAGCUAGGAAAUGGCACGAAAGCACGGCUGUAG